Zerene cesonia (dogface butterfly) is the source of this 1101-nucleotide messenger RNA. Its product is annotated as cuticle protein 19.8-like. The record is from RefSeq and is a predicted model, not a curated record. Lineage: Eukaryota; Metazoa; Arthropoda; Insecta; Lepidoptera; Pieridae. Gene Ontology annotation, cellular component: extracellular matrix. The coding region runs from base 142 to 900 and encodes 252 amino acids. The transcript has 4 exons.
AUGUCUGAUGCAACCCUUAGCUAUUGAAUGUAACAUUCAGCCGAAUGCAUUCGCGAAAUAUUCAAUAUCCGACGGCCUAUAAAUUAACUGCAUGAUACAAAACGCAGCUAGUUUGUUUUCGUCCAUUGCGGUUGGUUCAUCAUGAAGUGCUUUGUGGCGAUAACGUGCCUUCUGGCUUUGUCUGUCCCGUCUAGAGCUACUGGGUAUGAAGGCCUCGUGUAUGCGCCGGGGCAUGCUUCCGCUGAAUACUAUUCUUACCCCAGCUACGAGUACGAGUACUCCGUGAGGGACCCACACACUGGUGACAACAAGGCCGUUUGGGAAAAGCGAGACGGCGAUGUUGUAAUUGGUGGCUACUCAUUCGUGGAGCCGGGCGGCAGCAUUCGCAUCAUCGAGUAUCGCGCUGAUAAAUCUGGUUUCACUGCGCCAGUUGUCAAGCGAAUCGGCCCCAAGUAUCAUCCUGGCGGUGCCACCUCGACCACCACUAUCUCUAAACCAUCAUCACCGAUCAGGGAAUUGGCCCCAGCGCGUAUAAUUUCAGCUCCCAUAGUUGCUCCUGCGCCUCUGCCCGCGCCUGUGCGCAUUCCGCUGCCCGCGCCCAUCCCUGCUCCGGCGCCCUUGCCGGCGCCCGUGUAUACGCCGUUGCCCGCUCCCAUAUACAGACCAGCGCCCACCCCCGUAUAUACAUCGCUGCCCGCGCCCAGCUAUACGCCAUUGCCUGCGCCCCUGCCAGCGCCCAUAUAUAGACCGGCGCCCCUACCACUGCCUCUACCGAUUUACUCCGCGCCCUACAUCCCCAGACCGAGCUUACCCAUAUCGUUUCUAUCCAGCGGUCACGGCUUAGGGCACGGCUCGCUCGAUUACAACUAUAAUUUGUACAAUUCGCUAAGAUACCACUAAAGAUACUUAUCGCGGAAGCUAUUUGACGUUGACUCGAAAUGCCGCUUACCAUUAAGUACUCUCGCAAUAUGUUAGACUAUAUCGCGAGUUAUAUUUUACAAAUGUUAAUUAAUGUAAGAUAUUUAUGUUUUCUAAUUUAUGACAUUACGGCUGGCAAUACGGACACGAUUAAAGCAAAUGCCACCAUGUGGUAGAUACAUA